This is a messenger RNA of Cyprinodon variegatus (sheepshead minnow), 3320 nucleotides long. RefSeq names its product calpain 5 (gene capn5a). NCBI's taxonomy places the organism in Eukaryota, Metazoa, Chordata, Actinopteri, Cyprinodontiformes, Cyprinodontidae. The transcript has 13 exons. The coding region runs from base 193 to 2106 and encodes 637 amino acids. The record is from RefSeq and is a predicted model, not a curated record. Gene Ontology annotation, molecular function: calcium-dependent cysteine-type endopeptidase activity. Gene Ontology annotation, biological process: proteolysis. Gene Ontology annotation, cellular component: cytoplasm.
GCUGCUGGUCUCAGAGCUUCCGUGGAGCUCCUCCUGACAGCCUGGGUUUAUUUUGAGGGUCGUAAAGUAAAUUUACACCACCGAAGAAAAAACCCUUCAUCUCUGAAGCGACUUUUCAGAGAGGAGCUACCUAAUCUCGUUGAGAGAAGAAAGGCUCCGCGUUUUACCUUGGAGGAGCGAAAAAAAGGGGGGAUGGUAGUUCCAUAUGAAGGCCAGUCUUAUGCUGCUCUGAAGAGGCGGUGCAGGCAGAAUGGAAGCCUGUUUGAAGACCUCCUGUUCCCGGCAUCCGACCAAUCUCUGUUCUACCAGAGAAAUCGCAUCGGCAAUGUCGUCUGGAAGAGACCCCAGGAGUUAAGCAGCGACCCUCACCUGUUUGUGAAUGGGAUCAGUGCUCACGACUUGCAUCAAGGCCAACUGGGAAACUGCUGGUUUGUUGCUGCCUGUUCCAGUCUGGCUUCCAGAGAAGCACUCUGGCAAAAGGUAAUUCCAGACUGGAAGGACCAGGAGUGGGACAAAGAAAACCCUGACUCGUACGCCGGAAUCUUUCACUUCCAGUUCUGGCGGUUCGGUCAGUGGGUAGACGUGGUGAUUGAUGACCGGCUUCCAACGGUGAACGGACAGCUGGUGUACUGCCACUCCAAUGACAACAAUGAGUUCUGGAGCGCUCUGGUGGAGAAAGCCUAUGCCAAGAUGUAUGGAUGCUACGAAGCUCUGGACGGGGGCAACACAGCUGACGCUCUGGUGGAUUUUACUGGGGGCAUUUGUGAGCCGAUGGACUUGAUUGAGAAUGGGUACAAAGACGAUGAGGAGAAACGGAAUGAGUUGUUUGAAAGAGUCCUAAAGGUGCACAGCAGAGGAGGCCUGAUCAGCUGCUCCAUCCGGGCAGUUACCGCAGAGGACAUGGAGGCUAAACUAUCCUCCGGCCUGGUGAAAGGCCACGCUUAUGCUGUGACUGAUAUCCGCAGAGUAAGGCUCGGCCAUGGCCUGCUGGCCUACUUCAAGUCAGAUAAACUCAACAUGAUCCGCAUGAGGAACCCCUGGGGUCAGAGAGAGUGGAACGGGCCCUGGAGCGACAGCUCUGAGGAGUGGAAGAAAGUCAGUAAGGGUGAGAGGGAGAGUAUGGGCGUCACAGUGCAGGAUGAUGGAGAGUUCUGGAUGACAUUUGAUGACUUCGUUACCAACUUCACAGACCUCAUCCUCUGUCGUCUCAUUAACACAUCCUAUCUGAGUUUACACAAGACGUGGGAGGAAGCCGUGCUGCGGGGUUCUUGGCGCCGCCAUGAUGACCCGCUUCGCAAUCGUGCUGGAGGCUGCGCCAAUAAUAAGCAAACCUAUCUUCAGAACCCACAGUACGUGUUCGACGUGAAGAAGCCAAAAGAUGAGAUACUGAUCUGUCUUCAGCAAAAAGACCGCAGAGCCACCCUGAAAGAAGGGCAAGGAGAAAACCUGGCGAUUGGUUUCAACAUAGAGAGGGUGGAGUUGAACAGGACCUACCGUAUGCAUGCUGUCCAGCAGAAGGUUGGAGGAAGCGUCUACAUCAACGCGAGGUCUGUGUUUCUACGCAUCGAGCUGGCAGAGGGCCGUUACGUCAUCAUUCCCACCACGUUUGAUCCCGGCCUGGAAGGAGAGUUUCUGCUUCGCGUCUUUGCCGACGUUUCUACUGACUGCAAGGAGCUGACUGUUGAUGGGCCUCGAAAGACCUGCUGGUCUGGGAUGUGUGGCUACCCCUCACUUGUCACUCAGGUCCAUGUGGUGCAGGCUGACGGACUCACAGGACAAGACUCAGGCGGAGUCUCAGAUCCUUACGUGAUCAUUCGCUGUGAAGGAGAGAAGGUUCGCUCACCAGUCUUUGAGAACACAUGCAGCCCCAACUUCAACACCAAGGGGCUCUUCUACAGGAAGAAAGCCAACCGACCAGUCAGCAUUGAGAUAUACAACCGCAACGUUUUAAAGGACGGCUUCCUGGGUCAGGUGACUCUGCCGGCCGAGGAGGGAAAAAUCCAGCAGACGUUUCACCUGAAGGAUAAAGGCGACCGGAACGAAAACGACCUCCCUGGUACCAUCACCCUGGUUUUAGAAACCAGCUCGGUUCUGACCAGCAUCUAAUGCUGAUUGGUUGUUUUUAUCUUCACCGGGCCACCAUAACAUUCUCAUUUUUUAACAUCCUAUUUCAGUUUAAAAACAAUGUUUGCCAAUCAGAACACCGAAACAAAUCCUUUGGGUUAAUCACCACUUAAAAAAAAAAAAAAAAACAUUAAUGAUUUGUUGUUGCCAUAGGAAUAUUGUUUACAUGUUUACUAAGAGUAUUGAGUUUAUGCGCUCCAUCUAAAUGGGAGUAAGAAUUGAACACCUUUUAAGCUUUUUCUCUAUUUGUGGCACUUUAUAUUUUAAAUAAUAUGCUUGUUUUUAAAGCUCUUAUCUCAAUUCUGUUAAAUCUGGUUGAAAUUGUAGAUUAUGAACACUUUUUGAUAUAAUUGUAUUAAAUUUAUGUCCUCGUCUGCUUAUGGCAUCGGUGCAAAGCUUACGAUUCUGCAGAGAACUGCAGAAUUACGUACAAGAAGCAUCUUAAACCAGGAAGGCUUGAUGUCAGGCUGACUGGGUUGUUGAUCAGGUGCCUCCGGUAUUAUCCUGUAGAUGCAGAUUUUGCUUCUGAUUUGCGCGCGACAUGCCUCAUAAUGAAGUUUAAACUGUGGCCUGGAUGAGCUAUGCAAACCUUGUUUGGUCCAGAUAGAAAUCAAUUCAAGGAGAUCAAACAGGUUUCCCAGAAAUAAUGUGCCUAAAAGUUUACAGUUUCUUAUUAAACUAAUGUUGCAGUAGAGAUCUCCCACUUCUGCCAUAAGGUGGCGCUGUGUUCCAAAGAAACCUGUGUCUGAAGCCUGAUCUCACUGUGACAUUUAUAGACAUGACAACACAUGUAUUCCUAAGGUUGCCUCCUAGCAUGAUGCUCUAUAUUAGCAUUGUUUACAACCUCAAUUAAAUGAAGUCAUUUCCCAGAACCUAAUAACCUUUUCAGGUUAAACACAGCUGUAAUCUUUUCCUGCUAACGCCGGUUUAUACGUCACUGCUGCUAUUACACAAGGCUGCAUGUUCAUUUCCCUGGGUGAGAAUAAAUGACCAACCCAGCUGUUUGUUUUGGGUAAGAACCACUUUACUAACCGUAGAGCCGAUCAUAAAUCGGUUCAUGAAUUGUUUCUAUUUUUUUUUUAAUGUGUUCUGCUUAAUGGUUAUUGAUUCAUGAUGUAAUGUUUUAAUAUAAAGCCUUACAGAGCUGUGUGUUGAUUUGUACAUGCAAGAUGAGUUUAUUAAACCUUUCCAAUCAA